Molecule: messenger RNA, 522 nt
Organism: Penaeus indicus
Lineage: Eukaryota; Metazoa; Arthropoda; Malacostraca; Decapoda; Penaeidae
Exons: 2
Coding region: 1-522 (173 amino acids)
Source: RefSeq, a predicted model, not a curated record
AUGGUCUCAGCCAGGAGCAAAGUGCACCGACUUUUCCCAAAGCAAGAGCAGAAGCCGAAAAUUGCAAUGGUUAUACCUACGAAGCGUGAUAACCUCCGCCGGCAUGCAACAGCACUCAUUAGACAAUGGGAGAACGGCGAUAAUAACAACCGCAACAAUGAACCCCUUUCAGGAGCCUCUCGUACCUCCCCUUCGGAGGAACCUCUCGCUACCCCUUCCCUCCUUCCCCUCGGCCCUCGCCCCUCGGAGCCCCUUCUCUCCUUCCCCUCAAGUCUCACCCCUUGGCCCUCGCCCCUCGGAGGAACCCUUUGCUGCCCUUUCCCUUCCUCCCCUUGGCCCUCACGCCUCGGCCCUCGCCCCUCGUCCUCGGCCCUCGCCCCUCGUCCUCGGCCCCUCGCCGCCCCUGCCUCACCUUCCCCUCGCCCCUCAUCCUCGGCCCUCGCCCCUCAUCCUCGACCCUCGCCGCCUUCCUCUCCUUCCCCUCGGCCUCGGCGCGGCCCUGCAGGAGCCAGCAACAAUUAG